AUGUACAAUACAACUGGUUCUCUUUUAAUUUCUGGUUCUUCAGAUAGUGAAUUUAGUGGACAAUAUACGUACACAUUCUACAAUGCAUACAAUGGAACAUUUACUUCCUAUAUGAAUCAUUAUAAUGUCAAAUUUCUCGCGCUCAGUCUUAACAUUAAAAAAGGCCAAUAUGUAUUCAUAAGCUACGAUGGUUCAUAUAAUACAGGUACUAGAUUGAUUAUAUAUCCAGAUAGCUCAAAAUCUGAUGAUUCCACACCAAAAUAUACUCCAUAUCCAACACCAGCACCAACAGAAGUAGUUCCAAAAAGUAAUUUCUUUAAAGACCAUCCAAUUGGAGCAGUUUUUCUUAUUUAUUUCAUCAGUGUUAUUGUUUUCGGUAUUUUGGAUUCAAUUGUCGGUUGCAUUUAUCCAAACAGAGCAUACAGAGCUGGAUGCAAGAUGGAAUGCUGCUACAAUUGCUGUACAAAUGUAACUUACCAUAAAAUUGCGAAAUUUUAUUCUAAACAUCACUACGGUAAAUGUUGUCAUUGUCAUUGUUGUGAUGGUUGCUGCAAAUGUUGCAAAUGCGAAUGCGGCGAUAACUGCAACUGUAAUGGCGAAUGCGAUCCAUUAGGAAUUUGUUAUUUAAUUCUCGUCAUGUUCCUCUUUGGCCUUGCUUUGAGCAUAAUUUUCCUACCUUUCAUUCUGAUGUAUCUUUUUAUUCACUUAUUAACUCCAUGCGGAGGUGAAGAAAGGGAAUUCGAGAAAAGUGGCUUCCAAAUUGAAUCUUCAAGCUCAAGUGAUAAGGCCAAGGAUGCUAAUAACCAGGAAAUGGUUCCACCUCAAUACAAUCAAAAUCCACCACCUGGUUACCCGCCUUAUUACAGCAAUCAACCUCCCCAACAGCCACCACAGAAUCAGCAGCAACCGUAUUACCCGAAUCAGCCACAACAACCUUAUCCUCAACAAAAUUAUAAUUAUCAACAACCUCCUCCGUAUGGUGGCGCUCCUCCUCCACCACAAAUGCAAGGUCAGCAGCCAUAUCCUUACCAAUAUGCCCCUCAACAGCAGCCUCAAUCUCCAUAUCAGCAACCUUCUCCUUAUGGAGCUCCACCACCAAUGAAUAACCAUCCUCCAAAUCAACCUCCAAUGAAUGGUUACCCUCAACAACCUCCUCCAAUGAACAAUUACCCUCCAUCUCAACAACCAAUGAAUAAUUCUGCUCCGUUAACACAACCUCAGAUGCCACCUUCACAUAACAAUUUGCCACCACCACCACCGCCAUCUCAAAAUCACUAA
Messenger RNA from Trichomonas vaginalis G3, 1278 nucleotides. RefSeq names its product female pronucleus assembly. Lineage: Eukaryota; Parabasalia; Trichomonadida; Trichomonadidae. The transcript has a single exon. The coding region runs from base 1 to 1278 and encodes 425 amino acids. The record is from RefSeq and is a predicted model, not a curated record.